CAGCGGUAUGCAUCAAAACUUGGUAGACAUUAUCUCCCUGAUCCUCUUCCAUCCGGUCAUCCAAAUGACCGAAGAGUGUCCAGUUUCUCUACCUGAGAGUAUCUGCGCUGGAUAUAGGCUCCCCUUCACUUGUGCCACGUAUUCUCUUCGCUGUCACUGGAAUGAGGCUGGUAACAAUGCUCGACUUUCCCGUUGCUCUCCGUUUGAAGUUUUACUCGAUUUGUUGAGCACACAUGCACCUGAUCAGAAUACAAUGGCCGUACAGAACUUGUUGUGCUCCUGGCUGAUGGACCUGUUGGUUGACACGCAAGGCCCUCUGGCAUAUUGCUUACUGGAACCAAGUGCGGCAGUAGGCCAGACGGACAGUCAUCGCUUGGCUUCCUCAAAGCACUACCUGGUCAACCGUCGGCUACCACAGCUCAUAUAUAGCUUGACAGAGCGCCUGCGUGUACUGAACGUAUCAUCCAAUGGAGUCUGGCCCAUGCGGGGGCCCAUGUGGGAUUCUUCUCUAUCGGAUGCACCUAAUCAGACAUGCCCUGUCAAACCGGUGGAGUUUUUGAACCUAUGUCUGCAAUGGGUUCAGAAUUCUCUGAAGAGCUUCCUUGGGGCGCCAUUCUCGGAUCUGGUUCGUCUUUGUCUGGUACUUGGUGUUUUGUCCAAUGUGACUUCACCAUCACUAUGGCAUGCAAAGUUUGACGGAUCUUCGUUAUUGGUACUCUUGCAUCUCACAACCACAAUUCUGGCACAGUUCGAUUCCGGACGUGAGGAGUCCAGCGAUUCUUUUAUUGGAAUGGGUCCGCUGCGGUUAAUGCUGACUACUGUUGCCAACAUUGUAUAUCGAAUUUCAGCAAAUCGGUCCCUGCUGAAUGCGGUGUUGUCAAAGGACGAGUUUACUGUGCGGUCCCUUAUCGGUGCACAGUCAUCUCAGCCAUUGCAGUGGCCUCGAUCCGAUUGGCUUUUACGAUGUAUAGUUUACCGUUCUGUCGAGAUCCGAGCAUUGGGUCUCUGUAUCCUCAGUCGUAUUUGUCUAAUCCCAGAUUGGGCCCGAGAAUUCACAUCAUUCGAACCGUCAGUAGACACAAAAACUCUGCUUGCCACCCGAUCUCGGACACUUCCACCUUCGGGUGGUCGGCUUUGGUGCAUUGGAAUAUCCACCUUGUUCGAUCAGAAAGAAGCUUGUUCUUGUUAUGCACACGCUGUGGACAUGCUGACAAACCUCACGAGUUUACCCAUUGAUUCCAGUAGGUCGGGAAUUUUUGUUCUUCCGUCGGUUGAGAGCACUUAUCGUUCGGUACCUCAAGCGCCCAGCCUGCAAACUCGUAUCACCUCAAGCGGUCGACCAUUAUCAUCCGAGGAACGUGCGUCCACUGAUACAGAGGCUUUGAAUCAGUCUCCUUCUGCACCCGGUGCCAAUAGUGCGAUAUCUGCUGGUGACAGACCCACAUUGACCACCAGUACGCAAGUGGAAGAGGAUUCCGAAGUUUUGGAUUUGCGUGAUUUGUUCAAUUCCGAACUGGACUCGAAUGAAUUGCGGCAUAACUUUGCGGAGCUUUUAGGUUAUCUUCGGCCUUGGUUCAGUGAACUGUUCGUUGAAGGUGGUGUUCAACCGUUAAACACGGUAACAACGACAACAAGCCAACCUUUGCUAAUUCACACCUCUGAAGUACCACGUGAUACAAUGCUGCCGUGCUUUUCCGACCAAUAUAGUGGGGAAUUCACGCACACUACUACACAGAUCGCUGGCGCAACUAAUCAGCAAUGCCCGAAUCGGGUUCUCACUGAAACGGCACACAGUGAAACCGCUGGUUCUCACUCAGCUACCAGUGAAUCCUUGUGCACCCCGCUCUUGGUCGGUUCAAUCUGUCAACUGUUGACUAACCUCAUGCACCAUUUGCCGCAUAUCAUAUCCACUGAACUGACUCGGUACCGAAUCCAUUCUCUACUGAUGAAUAUCGUGGAUCCGAGUCUCUUGGAAGUCCUGCUGAAGACAACUCCGCACACAAAAAGGCCCCAGUUAACCAGUAACAACCGCAUCGAUAUCCUACAUGAUCCUUCUAAUCCAUGGUCUACCGGCAUCAUCCAUCUGUCAUCUGCUUUCGCCGCCUGCAUUCGGGUUUUAAGAUGUGAAGCUUCUAUGAAUAAAGCUAUGUGCGCACAACUGGGUUCAGACGCACGAUUUUUGGCCAGACUGAUCCGAAGUGUAAAACAUACUGGUCUCUUAGAAGUCCUGCUGAAGACAACUCCGCACACAAAAAGGCCCCAGUUAACCAGUAACAACCGCAUCGAUAUCCUACAUGAUCCUUCUAAUCCAUGGUCUACCGGCAUCAUCCAUCUGUCAUCUGCUUUCGCCGCCUGCAUUCGGGUUUUAAGAUGUGAAGCUUCUAUGAAUAAAGCUAUGUGCGCACAACUGGGUUCAGACGCACGAUUUUUGGCCAGACUGAUCCGAAGUGUAAAACAUACUGAAUGUGCAGAAUUUCUGUUUCCACUAUGGCAAGAAAUUUUCAUCCUGUUGACUUGCAUUCUCAUGACAUCUGAAGAAGACGAGAAAAGUACGAAUAUUUUGGCGCGUCUCAUUCUCCGACCGCUGUCCGCUUACGUUGAUUCGUGGUUGGAUAUCAUCCUUGCAAUGGUUGACCAUGCGGAGACAGAACUGAAGUCAUCUGUCCAAAAUAGUUCAGUGUUCUGCCGACGUGCACGUGCUGCACUCUGUUUUCUCAUCGUGAGUCUUUCAAAAUAUCGACCACUCUCAUCUAAUCCGAUUAUAUGCGCAUUGGAUGCUGGACCUGAGGCUAGAGCUUCCCUCUCCAAACUUAUGCACAGACUUGUUUCUCUGGUCACAUCGGAUUUCGUCUCCACCGAUCAGAUUAGCAAUUCUUCCGUACAGCACCCAUUUUCUCUGCUAGUCAGCUCCAAACUCCCAAGCCCUGUGAUCAACUAUCGGCGAACGCUUCUCACCGCACUACGAACUUUGCUUGGAGUGUGCCGGUCAGCGAAAGAAAUAGCUUUAGAAGAAGGAUUGCUGGAAGAACUCGUCAUCAACAUACAACUACUACAAGCAAAGUUAGACCUUUGUUGCAUCGCGGCCAGUUCCAGUUCAACUGAUGUUCGUCGCCCUGGUAGCGCUCGCAACCAGACUAAUUCGGACCUACGGCAAGCCACGUUGACUUGGACCAGUCUGACGGAAGAGCUCAUAGCGAAUUUCGAGAUUGUGCACAAUUUAGUUUAUGUCCAUCCCGAGGCCAAAAAGCGCGCAAUUGAUGUUGGUUUCCCGCAGUUGGCUUAUCAGCUCUGGCCGCUCGGGCUUCAAGAUAACCGAAUCCUGCACGCACUUCUCGGCCUUCUUACUAAUCUCACAGCAGACUAUCCGUAUGGAGCUUCUGCUUUGGCUAAAGGAAUGAAUGUGGUUCAAGCGGCUACGUUACACGGAUUACUUACACCCAGUGUGAAACGAGAGGUAGAAAACACAUCACGAACUGGUCGGAGAGUGAAAUCAGGAACUGUGCCUAGCACAGGUCGAAGUGAACAAUCUAACGCCACAUCGGAUAGCUCAAGUUCAUCCUUGAGCGGUUGUUCACUGGUUCAGCUGUUAUGUCAGUUGCUUCCUACCUGUGACAAGUUUGCCCUCACAACGAGUAGUCGUACCGGUUCCAAUGCGAAUCUGCCGGCUACAGCCCGAUCUCUUGCACGCUCUGAUAUCAGCAAUGAUGUGCCAAUGCUGAACGAGGAAGUUACUUCCCGACUUGUCUAUCAGUUACUGGCUAAUUUGGUCUGGUCGACUGAAGCACGAUCUGUUUUGAUCAAGACAAAGGUGCUCCAUCGGUGCGCUGUAUUAGAACCUCGAAUCCUGUCGAAGUCGAGACGUGGACAGUUCAUGCUUUCCUUAUGGCUUCAGCUGCUGCUUAACCUGUCGUUUACCGCUGAUGGUCAACAAGUGCUGUGUAGCCAACCACACACACAAACAAUCGAGUGCGCCAAAGGACUACUGCUUCGUUCGGAAGAGGAUCCACAUAGAGUGCGCCUGGUCACACUGGCCGUAAGUGCACUUCAAGCCCUCGCUCACGGGAAUGAAAAGGCCCGCGCUAUGAUCCGUUCCGGUGGUUUCCUUCAUUACUUAACACAGCUGUGGACUCGGUGCCAAACGUUGGCUGAAUUUUCGGAGGUUAUACCGAAGGUGCAAGCCUUGUUGGCCCAACUUCAGACGUAGUACUCAUCCCGAAAACCAUGACCACUUGUACAUUCCAUUUGUCCUCGUUGGACGCGUU
Messenger RNA from Opisthorchis viverrini, 4262 nucleotides. RefSeq lists its product as hypothetical. Gene Ontology annotation, cellular component: centrosome; ciliary basal body; centriole. The transcript has 17 exons. NCBI's taxonomy places the organism in Eukaryota, Metazoa, Platyhelminthes, Trematoda, Opisthorchiida, Opisthorchiidae. The record is from RefSeq and is a predicted model, not a curated record. Gene Ontology annotation, biological process: ciliary basal body organization; centriole-centriole cohesion; centriole replication. The coding region runs from base 8 to 4204 and encodes 1398 amino acids.